AUGGCGCGGCCCGGGCGGCCGGCGCUGGGGCUGGGGCUGGGGGUGGCUCUGGGCGCCGCUCUGGGCGCCGGGCUGGGGCUGGCGCUGCUCGGGGAGCUGCGGCGGCGGCGGAGGGGCGGCGGGCGGCCGGCGGAGCCCCGGAGCCCGGUUGUGGCCGGAGCGGUGGUUCCCGUGGAGGCGGGAGAUGCCGCUCCUCGCAGCCCUCUCCUCGGGUGUGAGGAGCAGGCGGGUGUGCUGGAGCGCCUUGAUGUCGUGUUGAGAAACAUUGCAGAGCUGAGGAAAGAAGUGGAGGAGCUGCGGAACAGCCUGCAGCACUUAGCUGCGGAGAUCGUUGGCGGAGUCAGGUCCCAUCUGGAAGAAACCCAGAAAGUAACUCGCCGGAGGCGGUUCCCUUUUCCUAGAGAAAGAAGUGAUUCCACAGGCUCCAGUUCGAUUUAUUUCACAGCCAGCUCAGGAACAGCCAAUACAGAUGAUGGGGAAAGUGAAGGAGGAUACACCACAGCCAAUGCUGAGUCUGAUUACGACCGGGAGUCCGAGAGAGAAAGCGAAGAAGGGGAAGACGAAGUGAGCUGUGAAACAGUGAGAACUGCACGGCGGGAUUCCCUGGAUCUUGUCAAUGAGGAUGAACCACAUUUAAUCCUCGAUUCCUCACUAGAGGAAGAGCUGGGUCAGCUACUGCAGCAGGCUGACCGCUUGCACGACGGAGAUGAGCAGGACAAGAGAGAGGGAUUCCAGCUGCUGCUGAAUAAUAAACUGGCGUAUGCAGACCAGAAAGACUUUCUUUGGCGCCUGGCCCGAGCACAUAGUGAUAUGUGCGAAGUCACAGAAGAUACAGAUGAGAAGAGAUCGUACGCAUCUGAUGGGAAAGAAGAGAUAGAAAUUGCCUUACAGAAGUGGGAUCAAAGUGCUGAGUGCCAUCAGUGGUACGCUAUUCUUUGUGGGCAGUUAUCAGAACAUGAGAGUAUUCAGAAGCGCAUUCAAACUGGAUAUGUUUUUAAGGAACACAUUGAUAAAGCAAUUGAACUGAAGCCAGAGGAUCCACAGUCUUACUAUCUUCUGGGCAGGUGGUGUUACCAGGUUUCCCACCUGGGAUGGCUUGAAAAAAAGACUGCUGCUGCGUUGUUUGAAGCCCCUCCUACAGCCACUGUCCAGGACGCCCUGCAGAACUUCUUACGGGUUGAGGAACUGAGCCCAGGGUUUUCCAAAGCAGGAAGGGUAUAUAUUGCCAAGUGUUACAGGGACUUGGGGAACAAAACUGCAGCUGUUCUCUGGAUGAAUCUUGCUUCAGAGCUGCCAGCUACUACGAAAGAGGUAGCAGUCUCAGAUGCAGACAGUGAGAGAGAACUCGAAGAGAUGCGAUCAGCCUGGGAAGAUUAACUGUGUAAAGUCUCAUCUCACUUGAUACUGCACGGACAGUAAAAUUCCAGUGAAAGGGGUUUCAUGAUCCUGACAACUUUGCACAUGGAUAAGCCGCAAGAGUUUACAGGAAGAAGCAUGUAGCAGUCUCAUCAGCACACCCAGGGAAAGAUCUUGGUGGGAUUUAAUCAGAUAAAAUUUUGUAUUAUUUUCCGUCUUACAGCACUGCAUAUGUUUGAUUUUAAAAUUCCUAGAAAAUGUAAAAUUCCUAAAAACAGGUGGGGGGUGUGGGGGGAGGAGGGUGUAUAGGUAGAAUUUGUGAUAUAAAAAUAUUUGUGAUUAUAUAUCAUAGAUAUAUGCGAGAUAGAUACUUUGUGAUAUAAUAUAUAUAUUUAUAUAUCUUUAUAUCUUUAUAUAUUUAUAUGUAUAAAUAAAUAUAUAAGGAUAUAUAUUUAUAUCUACACAUAUAGAUUUUAUAUCACAACCUCUACCUGUCUAGCAACUUGAACUUCAGCCCUGCUUGCUGGUGAGCUCUCAACCAAUUCCCGAGGAAGUCUUCAGCCACCAUUUUUUUCAGAUUAGCUGUUUUCUCUUUUCCUUAAUAAUACGUCGUACUAGCCUCAGCUGAAGUAACUGAUGCCUUUCCUGGAUGUUUAGCUGCGAUCACAUCCCGAGCCGCUGUGCUCGGCGGUCGGGGUGCUGCUGAUUUUUACCAGCGCGACGCGCUGGAGGCAGCAGGAUGUUCUCACUGCCCUCAGCCCGGUCAGUCAAACGGGCGCUGAAGCUGUGACUUAAGAGAAGACACUUACAAAAAAGAGAAGACAGCCGUGACUUAAAAUAAGCCAGUUGUCAGCCCUUUCCUCCCUGCUGUGAGACAACUGAUGGUGGUGUCCGAAACCCGCUCUGCCCUUCCCAGCUCUGCCUGAGCUGCCGUGGGGGGAAGCCAGCACUGCUCACUGCGGUGAGUUAUUACCAGGGGACCAAUGAGAUUUCCUACACAAUACAAACUUUAUUUUUUAAGAGGUGCAUUGCUUUUGUCAGAAAAGUGAGUGAUAAGAUUUUAAACUUUAGGGCUUCCUCCCAGUGAUGUCACUCCCUUCGCUCACAUGAGACUGAAAACUUAUGUCCCUCUAAACUACGCUGCUAUGGUUUAGAUGUGAUAACUUAGCUUGAAAAGUAGUUAUUUAUAAGCGGACCACUGGUUACAGGAGCAGGAAUAUUCUGUGGCAAAGCUGAUGCUUGCUGGUAAUGUUCUUCUACCAGCUCCCCUUGCCUCCCGAGGCGACAGCGAGAAGGUGGAGCCGACAACUGACAUUUCCUCUGACAGCUUCUGGGCACCGGGGAGAGUAAACUGCUGUACACUGACACAGAUGGUGAAGCAAAAACUGCCGUCAAAAAUUUCUCCAAACACUUAGCCAGGCUUUCCUGACAGCCCUUCGAUUUUCCAGCUGGCAGCUAACUGGACGCUUAUUUUGUAAUGUUCGUUGCGUCUUGCCGUGUUGUGUGGUGGUUGUGGAGUGCAAAGUAAGGCAGAGCAGUAGUCAAACACUUCUGAAUCACCUUUUUAGUCCCUUGCACAUGUGUAUUAAACUCACAGGUUUUUUUACUUUGUGAAAAUAACACUGAAGUGGCAAUGUGUAGCAAACUUGAGCUUAAAAACUUCCCUUUUUAUGGAUUUGGCACUUUCUGGCUUUUUGUUUUGUUUGUCCAAAUAAACGUCUCUAAAAUUUUGGUGCUGAACUCGUGAGAUGAGAUCCAGGAAAGUGUGCAAUUAGCUUUAUUUGCUUGAAAUGAUAAGAAUUGAUACUUAUAAACAGACAACCGAAUUCUGACAGGCUAAAGUUGAUCCCUGUGUUUUGGUGCAGAGCUCCCCUUGUGAUGAGUUGAUAACUUGAUCUGUAAUUGUGGGACUUUUUUUAUUUAAUGUAUGCUCUUGAGUUCUUCAGUGGAGUGAUGAAGCUGCCUCUUUUUUUACUUGGUGUGAAUCUGUCUUGGUUUGAAUAUGUCCCAGUGGAUGGCGCGCUUUUUUUUUUUUUCUGAAACAUCCAAUCUUUAAAUAUUUGCACAAGUUUUUUUGCUAUUUUCUUUUUGAUUGCUUAAGCCAGGCUGGGAAACCUGCAACAGUGAUAUCCAAAAGAUGAUGAUCAGCAACUUGAUUCUUUCAUGGGAGAUUUGCAGGGGUUUUUCUGGAGAGAAAUGGUAACAGCUCUCCAAACAGCCGUAUAGUUCACUGUCCUUGCAUUGCCUUUCCCUGCCAGCAAGUCCCAGAGUGACAUUAAGCAGUAAUGUUUGUUGUUCUGUGUGUUGCUGCCUUCCAAAAGUAAAUGGUUUCAGCAUAUGUAAUCAGAAGAGUGCGAAAAGGAAAUAUUUACACUACCAAGAGUCCCGUAUUUACUGACUUGCAGACGCCUUCAGGCCUUCACCUGUUGUUUAACUUGUCGAAACAUAAACUGUUAAGAGGAGUCUUUGGAUUAUGUAUUUCCUGGAGAAAACUUUCACUCUUUUUUCACGGAUUUAAAUUCUCCUUUGAUUUUUCUGGGCUUGUCUGCUUCAAAACAACAAGGGGUUCUCGUCUUGAGAAAAAAAUGCUGAUUUGCUGUUCCUUUCAUCUGCUGCUUGGGUCUCUGUGCUGGCUUGGGUUUGAGUGUUUCAUCCCAUGUGUGUUCGUUAAGUCUUUAAGAGGGGGAUGCAUGAGGAAAGCAUUUUGUUAAUUUGUUAAUUGCCAAGGUGCUGUUCUGGUUGGCAGCACCUCUCCAGACAAGCAGCUUCUGUUAAAAAGUCUCCUGAAAGAGUGCUGUAAAAACACGGCUUUGGAUUACAAACUAAACUGCCUGUUUGGAAACUGAUACCAAAAAUCUUGUUUUUCUUACCAAUAGAAGAUGAAGUCAUUUUCUUCUGUGGGGAGAAGGCAUUUGGUGCAGUCGUGUGGGGCGUGUUGGGCUGUGACCAGAACCUUUUCUGUCUUUGAGUAAAACUAACCUGCUUCCCUGGAGGAAAAGGUGGUAAUUAAAUUAUGGUAAUUCUUCUCAUUUGAUGUUCAUCCUCAGGUGGUUUCACCUGGCUGCAACCUUUCAACCUCAUUUAUUCUGUUUUGGACUGUCGGUGAAUGCUUUAAGCUUUAUGUGCAUUUUCUGUGCCUGCUUCAGUUUUGUGGAGGUUUUUUGUUUGGUUUUUUAAAUAGACUUCAGUUUUGGCUCAAGAGAGCGGGCUCUGGCGUUGUGCUCCCGCGUAUCCUUUGUGCGUGUGGUCUCGUCCCUUUCUGGGGGGAUCUGGAGCUGAGGGGUCUGUCACUCGGGGUUUCUUGCAGGAGAGCUUUCCUCUGGCAGCACAGCUCCUGCCGGGAGAGCUGGGCUGGAGGCUGGUGUCUCACAUGUUGUUUUUUCUUGUCUGCUCUAUCUGCCGGAACCUAAUUAAUGCGUCUCUAAGACGACGAUGAAAGGCGAUGACAGAACUCGCAGAUCCUUUCAAGUGCAGAUAAAAGCUGUAUUUUGCCGUCUUCAGUCUGAUCUCCAGGAACUUAUGACAUAACGAUCAAAAGAACCUUUUUUUUUUUUUUUUGGUUUUCCCUUUUCCUGGCUUCUUGUGAAGAGGAGGAAUGCGGCUAAGUAACAUAAUUUAAUUCUAAUAGCAUAGCUUGCAGGUUGAUGUGGAGAUAAGGCAAGGCUGUGUAACUAAAACACUUCCCAGUCAGCCGUGCUUGGGGUUUAUUUUUUGAUUUAGCAAUAAAAUGCGCAGUCUGCUGUUAGGCUCUGGGUUCGCCGCGCGCUGGGAUGGGGAAGCAGCUCCUCCUGUUUGCGGGGGGGGGAUGCACUCCGAUAGCUUUCAGACAACACGGAAAUCGAGACUUUUUAAAAUUUGCAUGUGCUUUGCGGACUGAUUCCAGAGCACAAUGGGAAUUUCUCAGAGUUGUCUGCACUGUACACAUCCCAGGGCCACAAGAAAUCAAUUUGCCUGGUACAAUUUUGGUAGAGAGACUCUCUGUCCUGCUCUCAUCUAGAUAAGGGCGAGGGAAUAAUUUCCUGGAGCUACUCUUGUCUUAAUUUUAAAACACACCUACCUGUGGUUAAAUGAUGAUACUAAAAAAUAACUGAAGCUAUUUAACUCAUGUUUCUUCACCGUGCUGUUCUGUUUGAAAUAGUGUUUAUAAAUAAGGAGAAGGGGAGGGCAUCCUGCUGAAAGACGCCUGUGUUGCUCUCUUGCUUUUUAUGCCAGCGCAUAUGUAGGUGAAGGAACCCGACAGCCGGGUGGAGGUCGUCUGCGUAACAUCCUUGGACUUGUACUCACAGUGGCCGUGCCGAAGGCGAUAGGAAAUCAAGGGAAAGUAAGGUACAACAUUGUUGUUUAUAUAUGUAAUAACGUGGGUUACACCUGUAGCAGGUUUUGUGUGUCACUACAACAACUACUGCUUAUGUUUUUAAAACGCACCAAAUAAUACAGCCACGCUUUGUGGGGAAUGAUGUACUCCAGGUGAAGUUGUUUUUAAAUAAAGGUGGAUAAUCAGCUGUGA
Tyto alba (common barn owl) is the source of this 5863-nucleotide messenger RNA. It is a transcript of the gene RMDN3, whose product is annotated as regulator of microtubule dynamics 3. The record is from RefSeq and is a predicted model, not a curated record. The transcript has 12 exons. Gene Ontology annotation, molecular function: microtubule binding. NCBI's taxonomy places the organism in Eukaryota, Metazoa, Chordata, Aves, Strigiformes, Tytonidae. The coding region runs from base 1 to 1377 and encodes 458 amino acids. Gene Ontology annotation, cellular component: spindle microtubule; mitotic spindle pole; cytoplasm.